AUGGCGAGAAGGACGAUGAUUACCAAGGUCGGUGAAGGCAGCUUUGGGGUGGUGUAUGAAGUCGAGCACAUACCCACCUCGGCAAAAGUUGCCAUCAAGGAAAUGCAACUGUCCGACGACGACAGUUGGCGUCAGUGGCAAUUGGGUGAAGUAAGUAUUCCUUUCGAAAGAAGAAAACGGUUGAGGCACGAAAAUUUUUGCUCAUUCUUUCUUUAUUAUUCUGAUAGAGUGCUUGACAAAAAUGCUGCCAACAUUGUCAUGGACUGCAUGAGAUUUGAUUUGCUCUCUUAUCUCAUGCAGUAUGACCGUAAAGGACUGUCUGCUGUUCACAUACAGUCCUUUAUGUGGCAGCUGUUGUCUGGCCUCCAAUAUUGCCAUGACAACGGCAUCCUUCACAGGGACUUGAAGCCCGAAAACCUGCUCCUUGAUGAUAGCGGCAACCUAAAAAUUACCGACUUCGGGAUAGCCGCCACCGUCGAGGAGUUUGAGGGAAAAACAGAAGAUGAGACGCUUUCCCAGGUGUACAGCUUGAAGGGCACACCAUCGGAAGCCGACUGGCCUGAUCUCCCUCGUAAGUCUGCACAGAGCUUACAGGGAAUGCGAAACCACCAAUUCGAACAAUUUGGAAGCUUACCUUGCUUGCUCACUUACGACCCUGCUAAAAGAAUCACAGCUAAGCAAGCAUUGGAGCAUCCUUUCUUCGAAGGCUUCGCUACCAGCACAGCAACUUCAUCAUCAAAGUAG
Messenger RNA from Mycotypha africana, 744 nucleotides. Its product is annotated as kinase-like domain-containing protein. Gene Ontology annotation, biological process: transcription elongation by RNA polymerase II; positive regulation of transcription elongation by RNA polymerase II; protein phosphorylation. Gene Ontology annotation, cellular component: cyclin/CDK positive transcription elongation factor complex; nucleus. The transcript has 7 exons. The record is from RefSeq and is a predicted model, not a curated record. Lineage: Eukaryota; Fungi; Mucoromycota; Mucoromycetes; Mucorales; Mycotyphaceae. Gene Ontology annotation, molecular function: RNA polymerase II CTD heptapeptide repeat kinase activity; ATP binding; cyclin binding. Bases 1 to 744 code for a protein of 247 amino acids.